Ipomoea nil (Japanese morning glory) is the source of this 807-nucleotide messenger RNA. RefSeq lists its product as uncharacterized. NCBI's taxonomy places the organism in Eukaryota, Viridiplantae, Streptophyta, Magnoliopsida, Solanales, Convolvulaceae. The record is from RefSeq and is a predicted model, not a curated record. Bases 1 to 807 code for a protein of 268 amino acids. The transcript is spliced from 4 exons.
AUGGACGUGUUACUCACACGAAUGACUAAUCUGGAGCAACGCCCACAGCAAGUGCAACCACCACACAAUGAUGAGCGACACCUGGCACCAGCUGGGAGAGUGGAUCCUAGAUGUCAAAGGAUCCAACAACCUAAUGAAGAGCUAGGAAACAUUAAUCUUGAAAUUCCUAACUUCUCUGAUUUAUUCCCUAAAGAGAUGCCAAAAGGAUUGCCACCACUUAGAGGGAUUGAGCAUCAAAUCGACUUUGUCCCUGGAUCUACCUUGCCAAACCGACCAGCCUACAAAACCAAUCCCGUGGAAGCAAAGGAAAUCCAGAAACAGGUUGAAGAGCUUCUUGAAAUUGGACAUAUUCGAGAAAACUUGAGUCUGUGUGCCAUUCCAGUGCUCAUUGUCCCAAAAAAAGACGGAUUUCAUGUUAGUAUAGAAGGUGUGACCAUGGAUUCAAAAAAGGUUGAAGCUAUCACAAGUUGGCCAACGCCAACUAAUGUAUCUAACUUGCGUAGUUUUCUUGGACUGGCAGGUUUCUACAGAAAGUUUGAACAAGUUUUUGCUACAUUGAAAGAGAAACUCACCGCCGCUCCUGUUCUAGUUUUGCCUUGUUUUGAUAAAACUUUUGAACUAGAAUGUGAUGCUUCUGGUAUUGGAAUUGGUGCUAUACUGAUGCAGGAUAAACGCCCCAUUGCCUAUUUUAGUGAGAAGUUGGGUGGCGCACCACUCAACUAUCCCACAUAUGAUAACGAACUUUAUUUUGGCAACAUUAUUUAUGGUUUAAAGACUUUAUUUUACACACUGAUCAUGAAGCCUUAA